GAAGGUUACGAACUGUGCACCUAAUGUAUAUUGUAAACAAACAAUUGAACCCGUAAUAUCAACUUUUUGUAUAGUUUUCAAAGCCCAUGAGUUUAUAUUUUAAGCUUUCUUUAAUUUAGAAUCGAAAUGGGAGACCCUCCUGUUAAGAGAUACCGUCGAGUAGAACUUGAAAAGGAGGAAUCUUCGAGCAGCGACUCAGAGACAGAUUACAAACCGUACGUCCCGCUUAGAGAAAGGAAAAGAGAACAGUUCCUCAAGUUGGGUCGUUUGGCACAGUCGAAAGAUGAAGAUACAAAAGGGAAAUCAUCAAGCGAAAAUGAAAAGGAAGAUGAAGAUGGAAAAAUCUGGGGAAGAAAGUCCAACAUCAGUCUCUUGGACCAGCACACAGAGCUUAAAAAAAUGGCCGAAGCUAAGAAAGAAAGCGCGAUGGAAAGGCAGUUGAAAGAAGAGGAAAAAAUUCUUGAAAGUGUGGCGGAAAGAAAAGCUCUAAUGGGUGUAGCUGAACUUGCAAAAGGCAUUCAAUAUGAAGAAUCCUUAAAAACAAGCUGGACAGCACCAAGAUGUAUUAUUAAUCUAGGUGAAGUGGUUUAUGAGAAAGUGAGAAAGAAAUACAGAAUUUUAGUCGAAGGAGAUGACGUACCACCGCCUUGUUUAACUUUUGAGGAAAUGAAAUUACCCCGUCCUCUCAUAAGUGCGUUGCUUGCAAAAAAUAUCGACAAGCCAACACCUAUACAAAUCCAAGGAAUUCCGACAAUACUUUCAGGUAGAGAUAUGAUUGGCAUCGCUUUCACAGGAUCAGGAAAGACGCUUGUUUUUGUUCUUCCCAUCAUCAUGUUUUGCCUGGAGCAAGAGACCAAAAUGCCUUUUAUUAAAAAUGAAGGCCCAUACGGAUUGGUCAUCUGUCCUUCUAGAGAAUUGGCUAAACAGACCCAUGAUAUCAUUAAAUACUACACAGCGCAUCUUGUGAAACACGGAUUCCCACAGAUAAGAUGUGUUCUAGCUAUCGGUGGAAUACCGAUCGGAGAGUCACUUGAUGUCAUAUCGCACGGCGUUCAUAUUAUGGUAGCAACACCAGGAAGACUAAUGGAUAUGCUUGAUAAAAAAAUGGUUAAACUUGACAUAUGCAGGUAUCUUUGUAUGGACGAGGCAGAUCGAAUGAUUGAUAUGGGUUUCGAGGAAGAUGUGAGAACAAUUUUCUCAUUUUUCAAGGGACAAAGGCAAACGUUAUUGUUUUCUGCCACGAUGCCUAAGAAAAUCCAAAAUUUUGCCAGGUCUGCUCUUGUUAAACCAGUCACAAUUAAUGUAGGAAGAGCCGGCGCUGCAUCAAUAAAUGUCAUUCAGGAAGUUGAAUAUGUCAAACAAGAGGCUAAGAUAGUAUAUUUGUUAGAAUGCCUUCAAAAAACUACACCACCUGUGUUGAUAUUCGCCGAGAAAAAGCAAGACGUGGAUGCGAUACACGAAUAUCUUUUGCUCAAAGGCAUUGAAGCCGUGGCUAUACACGGUGGAAAAGAUCAAGAAGAAAGAACAAGAAGUGUAGAAGCGUUUAGAGGCGGAAAGAAAGACGUUUUAGUUGCUACAGAUGUGGCAUCAAAAGGGCUUGAUUUCCAAGAUAUACAACACGUUAUUAAUUACGACAUGCCUGAUGAUGUGGAAAAUUAUGUUCACAGAAUCGGUCGUACGGGAAGAUCAGGGAAGACAGGCCUGGCUACUACAUUCAUCAACAAAGCAAAUGACGAAAGCGUACUCCUCGAUUUGAAACAUCUACUCAUAGAGGCGAAACAGAAAGUACCACCGUUUCUUGCCGAACUGCAAUCCGAGAGUGAAAAAUACCUCGAUCUUGGCGAUGAAAGAGGAUGCAGUUAUUGUGGAGGUCUCGGGCACAGGAUUACAAAUUGUCCCAAACUGGAAGCAAUUCAAAGCAAGCAAGCAUCGAAUAUUGGAAGACGAGACUACCUUGCCAACAAUGCUGCUGAUUAUUAAAACUUCUAUAUUAAUUUAUUUUACAUCUGUGAUAUGUAUGUUUAUCAUUUUAUGUUUUUAAUUUUCAUUUUUGCUGUAAAAACCAAAAGCAAGGUUCUGAAGUAAUUUUGAAUAAUAAAGUUAAUUUCAA
Messenger RNA from Cimex lectularius (bed bug), 2110 nucleotides. RefSeq names its product ATP-dependent RNA helicase abstrakt (gene abs). Gene Ontology annotation, cellular component: spliceosomal complex. The record is from RefSeq and is a predicted model, not a curated record. The coding region runs from base 127 to 1980 and encodes 617 amino acids. Gene Ontology annotation, molecular function: ATP binding; RNA binding; RNA helicase activity. The transcript is spliced from 13 exons. Lineage: Eukaryota; Metazoa; Arthropoda; Insecta; Hemiptera; Cimicidae. Gene Ontology annotation, biological process: mRNA splicing, via spliceosome.